This is a messenger RNA of Zophobas morio, 807 nucleotides long. Its product is annotated as collagenase-like. Gene Ontology annotation, biological process: proteolysis. Gene Ontology annotation, molecular function: serine-type endopeptidase activity. The record is from RefSeq and is a predicted model, not a curated record. Bases 1 to 807 code for a protein of 268 amino acids. The transcript has 6 exons. NCBI's taxonomy places the organism in Eukaryota, Metazoa, Arthropoda, Insecta, Coleoptera, Tenebrionidae.
AUGUUGCGAUAUACAUUUUAUCUCUGCUUUUGGGUUUUGCUGGCUGAUACUUCAUCCCUUCAAAACGCUGUAUCACCAAAAAUAGUCUUCCAUGAAGCAAAUGACAGAAUUCUUAAUGGGGAAAAUGCAACAUUAGGACAGUUUCCUUGGCAGGUAGCCAUACUUAGUACUACCAACGACUCUGCAACGUGGUGCAGUGGCAGUUUGAUUAGCGAGGAUUGGGUACUAACGGCCGCACAUUGUGUUGAUGGAGCCAUCGUUGCUGACGUUUACGUAGGAGGUGUAGACCUAGAUGACGUAGCCGCAUUGGUGCUAGCUGACGAAUUUGUUGUACAUGAAGACUACGAUGCCUCUACUCUUGCCAACGACAUUGCUCUUGUGCAGCUUAGAACAGGAUUGGCAUUUAGCGACAUCAUAGCACCAAUUGCUUUGGCCUCUGAUCCCCUCGACGCUGGAGUGAACAUAACAGUCAGUGGGUUUGGGCAAACUUCUGACGAUGAUAUUGAGAGUAUUGAGUUUUUACACUUCAUUACCGUCACUACUAUUGAAAAUACAGAAUGCAGUGACAUUUACGAAGACGUUGUUAUACUUGAAGAAAUGGUGUGUGCCUCAGCCGGAACUGAUCCUUUUAAAAGUCCUUGCCCGGGAGAUAGUGGUGCACCUGGAGUAAUAAAUCUCGAUUCUGAUCCGUUUCUUGUAGCUAUAACGAUUUUUAGUAGUGAUACGGGAUGUGAAAGCGGAUAUCCUUCUGGAUAUACAAGAGUUGAUCAUUUCAGAGACUGGAUUCAAGAAAACAGCGGUGUAUAA